This is a messenger RNA of Lymnaea stagnalis (great pond snail), 10380 nucleotides long. Lineage: Eukaryota; Metazoa; Mollusca; Gastropoda; Lymnaeidae. The record is from the annotation of a GenBank genome assembly.
AAUGCGGCUUCGCAUAUUUGGAAUCAUACUACAACAAAUCCUGAACAAUUUUCAAUUUACUUCAACACUGAGCCUUCGUUAUAUUUCUGUAUAAUUUACGUUUGAGUGAGUGAGUCUUCAUUAUCUUUAUUUGUGUGUGUGUAUACAAUACGAUCCUGUGUCUACACAUUAUUAAUUCUUACGCCUACUGUACACUACAGUACAACAGUGUAAGAGUAAGUCUGUAAGUGUAACCCCAGAAGGCGGAUCAGUUCAGCGAGACAUUUUCAGUUGCUGGCAAGUUCUGUAGAGUUUUGAGUUGAUCAUUGAAAUUUACUUAAUUUGAUACCAUCAUAUCAGUACAGUCCUAGUUUAACUCAAUGAUCAGUGAAGCUCUUAACUUUUUGUAGUCUAGUUAAUAAUAAUUAAUUAAUUAAUUAUAAAUUAUAGCCAUUAUAGUUAUAGAGAUGAACAUGCCUUACUCUUACACUUACAUGCCUACAUGCUUACUAUUAAAAUUAAAGUCAAUUAUAAAUGAUUAUUUUAAUUAGUGAAAUUAGUAAUUAGUAUUGAUACCAAUUAACACUGUUUAAAUUUAAUAUUAAUAAGGUAAGAUAUGAUUAAGAUAAGAAUAUUUUAUAUUUUAUUUAUUGAGAAAAGUUUUUGUUACACUGAAGUAAGUUACACUUACACUGUACAUAAUCAUAUGGUCAUAGACAUAUUCAAGUAUUUCUCACUCAAGUGUAAAAACAGCAUUCCUCAGAACAGCAGUCCCAAAUUGAAAAUAGAAUACUAAAAAAAAUACUAUUAGAUUUUGUCCGGCUACCAGCCACCGAAAUUGGUGACUGUAAAGUAUUUUUCAUUUUUUAAUUUAAGAUCGUGAUCUUCAUCAGCCUCCUCAGGCACUUCAUCAUCUCCUAAAGAAAAAAAAUAAAGAAAAAGAAAAGAUUAAGAAAAAAAAAAAGAUAAAUGCAAGAGAAAAACAAAAGUCAUCUGUGUUGAAUUGCUGUUUUAUAUGAGAUGGUUUUCAGCACGUCCAACUAACCGAAGCAUUCAGUGCCUUCAGCAUAGUGUACUUUUAAGUUUGUAGAAUGUUUUAUGGUAAAACAUUAUUUGAAAUAUGAACUGGUGCUUGCUGUCUGCCAUCCAUGGUAUUGUUUACUGUUUACAAGCAAAAAUUAGUCUGCAAACAAAACUUGAAGUAAAAAACUGUGUGACAAAUUAUCGACAGCUAUUAGGCUGGCAGCCAGACACUUUCUAACGAAAGUAUUCUAUUUUUAAUUUAGGACCGCCGUUUUGAGGAGUGCCAUAAAUUGUAAUACUUGGUACCGGAUGUACAUUUUAUUUUAUUUUUUAAUAUUUUUUUUUAUCAUUUAGAUUAUCACAAUCCCCAUUCAGUUGAAAAUUGAAUGAAAACAUAAAAGUAUAAUUAUUUAGUUAUUAACUUGUAUUUACCAGUUGCAGGCAGUUUAAAAAAAUUGUAAUGUGUUCUAAUUGCAAUAUUUUCAGAAAGCCUCUUUGAAAAAAUCCCACCAUCAAAAGAUGCCUUCAAUUGAGGUUCUUCCAGAUACUUAUCCUGAAGUAAAUAAUUCCAGCAACAAGCUAAUAAUUGAAAAUAAAACAGCUAAUCUUCCAAAUAGUUUGAAUAUUCAGUCACCGCCUCUGAUUACAGAACUUCCAAUAAAUAAAACUGAACAAUUUUCGGAGAUAACAGACAAUGAAAUCCAAAUCAAUUCAGGUGACAAUUUAAAUUCAGGGAAAUUAAAUAUUUAAACAAAUAUUUAAAUUUCAAAAUAUGUAAGCCGAUUUUUUAUAAUGUUAUUUUUUAAAUUCUGCAUCUUAUUCUACACAUUCAAUAUUCAAUUACCUGACUACUAUCAGGUAAUGUUAAUUAGAGACAUAAUAAGAUUUUAUGAUGAUAAAAAUUGAUAUGGAGUAUGGAGAAUAUUUUAAAAUUUCCAAAUAACAAAAAAAUAUAAUAAUUAUGGAACUCAUUCUGCAAUAUAAAUAUAAGUUUUUAUUAAUUGCUUUAUUGUGCUUGAUUUAUAUCUACAGCUCUAAUGCUCUGUAUAAGUCUCAAAAUUGUAGCUUCUUAAAUUGUUUUACAGAAACUAUUUUAAUAUCAACCAAUCUUGACAAUGGGAAGAAAAAUGAAGAAGCAAAUAAAGAAAAAGAAACCACUGCUCACAAAUACCCCAGGUAAUUUUGCUGUGCUAUUUUUCCUUAUCAUAUUGAACUAUUUAACGAAAUUUAAAAUAGCCUCUGAGUUUUCUUCAUUCUGUAUUUCUUAAAAUUUAAACUUUCUAAUACUUUUAUUUAAUGAAGUUUAAAAUGGCAUAUCGCUAAUCAGUAAAUGAAAUAUUGCUGUACAAUGGUAAAUGAAUAUUAAAUGCUGAAUUUUAAUUCAUACUUUCUUUUAAUUAAUCUUGUGUCAAAGUGGUUGAAAUAAAGUAUUCUUUUUAUUUCAGUGUUCUAACUGAGAAAUUUUUGAAACAGCACUGUAAGGACCUAAAACUUUACCAGACUCCUGAGCUCAAUGAUGUGCUUUACCUACAUUACAAAGGUAAAAUACAAAAACAAUGUAUAACCUUGCAAAUUAUUUUCUUUGUAAAAUGCUUAAUAUAUGUCAAGAAAAAUAUUUUUUUUUCAAAAGCCUACCUAUUGCUAUUAUUGGAACCAAAUGUUUUAGAAUGAUGCCUAGCAUAUAGAGUUAUUAUUAAACUAACAUAUUUUCAUGUGUGUAUGUUGGAGAGGUGUGCAUUAGCAUGGGCCUCCCUGCAAGUUUUAAUAAAUGAAUAAAGAUUUAUUUUUUAAUGUAACAUUCUGCACUCAUAACAUCUGCCUAUCUUUUAUUUUUAUAAAUAAGUCAUGCUACUUUUAUUUUUAUUCUCCUAAAGAUAAUAUAAUGUUUGAUUGUAGGAAUAUAUCAAAUUGAAAAUCUGGAUGCAUAUACUGGUCUAAAAUGCCUGUGGCUAGAAUGUAAUGGUAUCAGUAAAAUUGAGAACCUAGAGAAGUUGACAGAGCUGCGAUGUCUAUUCCUUCAACAGAAUCUGAUUAGCAGGCUUGAGAAUUUGGAGGCUUUGCAGAAGCUGGACAAUCUGAAUGUCUCUCAUAAUAUAAUUCAGAAAAUUGAGAACAUUGGUGAGAAAAACUUUGUUAUCUAUUCAGAAAAAAAAGGCACAAGGCAGAGUUGAAAUAUACAAUGAAAAGAAUAAUUUAAUUUAUACAAUUUUCCAAGUAUCAAUUUUCCAAAAAUCAAGACCAUGAAUAAUUACAAUGUUAAUCUCAAUUUAUAUUUGAAUGCACUAAAUAAAUGAUAGAAAUGAAAACUUGAUUGAAAUGGACAUCAUGCCAUUCUUACAUUAUAUUUUUAAAAAAGAUAAUAUUUUAACUAAUUUUGAUUUCACCAGAAUGCUAUUUACAUUGUUUUUCUAAGUUUAUAUUUUAACUUAUUUCAAUUUCUCUUUUUAAAAGUUAAUAUUUUUUAUUUAAAUUUUUUAAAUUACAUGUUAAUGUCAUUCAUCAAUUUCCCUAGCAUGCUUACCAGUUUUAAACACACUGAACAUCUCCCACAAUAAACUUAAGAGUGCAGAAGACCUUUCUGAACUGGUACAUUGUCCAAAUCUAUCCAUUCUUGAUGUUUCACACAACAGAAUUGAUGACCCAAAUGCUAUUGAUGUUCUUGUGAAUAUGCAUAAUUUGGUAUGCUUUUCUUUUAUUCACUUAUAAACAGUUUUUAUUUUAGAAAUGAUCAAUCAUUGCUGCCAAGUUUAUCAAGAUGCCAUAUAGUUUAACUAGAAUUUUAUCAAGCUUUUCAAGACAUUUUAAUAGGCUUGUAGAUUAAUUUUUGAGACAUGGCUUUGUAAAUUAUUUAAAAUUGUGUUACUAAUUUUUAUUUUUUUUUCCCUACAUCCAGCGAGUUCUCAAUUUAAGUGGCAACCCAGUUAUUCAGGAAAUCAAAUACUAUCGCAAAACCCUCACUGUAAAACUGGUAUGAUUUUUACAUUAUUAGCAUAAUUUAAUGCAUAGGUUUAUUUUAUCUAAUAAAGGAGGGAGAAAAAUGCGUUGUUGUAAAGUUCGAUUUUUCAUUUUAAUUUUCUCUAUUUUAGACCUUUGAAAUGUUUAGACUCUUAUUAAAUAAUCUAAACAAAUAUCUCUAAAUAAGGAAAAUACUUUCAUCAAAAUAAAUUAUAUUUUGAAGUAAGCAUCUUUAAUUCAUUGUAAUAGUAGAGAAAUCAGAGCUAUCUUACUUGAUUUGUCUUUGCAAAAAUCUUAAUCCUUGAAGAUGUAGUGUAUAGUUAACCCCAUUUGAUUGCAUACUUAAACUAUGCAAAUCAAUAUCAAUGAUGGUUUUCAGAAUCAUUAGUCAGAGAGCAAAAAUUUCUACUAAGUUUUAAAUGACAAUAGGAUGAGGCAUUGGUUUUAUUUCUUGUUUAGAUAAUACUAUAAAUAAUUAAAUAAUACCAACUCCCCUACAGAAAAACCUUCAAUAUUUGGAUGACAGACCAGUCUUUCCAAAGGAUAGGGCAUGUGCUGAGGCUUGGUAAGAUGCAGACCCAAAGAGCAACAAAUAAGGAAUGGAAAAGUUGCAUAAUUAAUUCAUACAUACACCUUCAAAGGAAUUUUGUAAUAGAUGAAAUGGUUGUAAUGCCUUGAGCUCUCAAUGUGAUAUAUGUUUCAGGAUACACCUUUAAAGGAAUUUUGUAAUAGAUAAAAUGGUUGUAAUGCCUUGAGCUCUCAAUGUUAAAUACAUUUCAGCUGAUUACUUUUUUAAAAAUAUGUAAUAGUUUUUAUAGAAAUAUUGUUAAAAUAAUGUAGACUAGAAACACUUAAUCCUCACUUUCAAAUUUGAAAUAAAAGUAUUUUUACAUUUUGAUAUUUAAAAAAAAAUAUUAUUUAAUCCCCCACUUAUAAAAAAGGAAAAGUAUAAUGUCAUCUUUUUAAGCUGCUACAAUGAUGUAUUAGCCGUAGUCAUGAAUCGUUCAACUUUUUAAUUUCCAAUUAAUUAUUUUUUUUCAUUCAGGGCUGUUGGUGGCCUUGAAGCUGAGAAAGCUGAAAGAGAGAGAUGGGCUACAAAGGAAAGAGAAAAGAUGUUGGAUAGUGUUGAUGGUAUGCUUUUUCAAUUUUAUUUUUAAAAAAAAGCUCAUUUUUUAUUUAAUGUAGAGCAGGGGUGGCCAACUCAAAUGGCAUUCAUGGGCCACUUUGUUCACAAGUCAACAACUCUUUGCAAUGCAAUAAAGAAAAUAAAUACAGAAUAAAUGAUGACACAUUAAUUUAUUUAUUCUUAAUGUCUAUAAUUCUUAGCUGCUAAUGUAUCUACUUGUGCUGCCUCACAUAUAAAUAAAUUGUAGAGAUUUAAAUUGGAAUAUAAAUUUUAAUAUAUUUGUACAGUCCCCAGUUACCAGUUUGACAGAGGAAUUUGGGGUGGGGAGCAGAAAUCAAGGUAGCCAACUGAAGUCUCCCCAGGGAAAGUGGGGAGGGGUUGGAGAGUGAGGCUGAGCGUCAAAAUGAAGGGAUGGAUUUUGGCGAAUACUUAUAUUUAGUUUCGCAUCAUUUUACACUUAACCAGAGAACAACUAAAUGAAAGCUUGUGAAAAUUUUAUGUCCCUUAACCUAGCUGUGUUUAUAUAUAUAAAUCCUUUAAUUUUAUUAAUAAAUAAAUAGUAUUAUUGUUUUAUUUUGGGGUUUAAUAUAACUUAUUUAAAUCAAAAGAGGGGCGGGUACACUGAUAUAGCUCAUACUGUCACAAAAAUGACAGCCCAUAAACAAACUGACAUUGCCAUACAAGGCAUCUCUCGUUUUUCUAUUUGAUUAGAAUUUUUUACAUCAUAAUUAUUUUCUUACAAUAUUUUGUUUACCACAUUUAAUUCACAUCAUUGCUUUUCAAUGUGAUCAUGAUAUUUUAGCUCUCCUACAAAUGAGGAAGAAUACACUGGCUAAGAAAAUUGAAAAUGAACUAAACAAAAAAAAUGAAAGUGAAGGAAUCACCGAAAAGGUGGAGGUUGAUGUUGAUUCAAUUGAUUGGCUGUAUGGUACUUACAAGGUCAAAGGGGAUGACACCAUCUAUAAGAGGGCUAGUGAGGAGGAGAUCCCUGAAAGCAAAGAUUUGGAAGUUCAACAGGGUGGAAAGUUAGAACAAAAAGGUAAAUAACUCCUAAGAUUAAAAGAAGAAAUGGUUAACAGACCCAAUGAAACUCUUAAGUACCAUAUUCAAAACUUAUAAUGUUUUAAUAGAUGUUGUCCAGAAUAUAAGAAAUUAUACAUUUUUUUCUGAGGAUAAAGCACAACUAAAGCAAGUAUAAAUUUUUAUUUUUUGAAAAUUUUAUCACAAUUAAUGGUUGUUUGUUAAAAACUGCAUGUAAUAAGUAUCACACAAUUCUGUGGCGAUUACAAAGCUUGGAGCCUAUGUUAGCUUGAAAUUAUUUAAAAUAAAUGUUUAUGUAUAUAGAGUUAUCUAAACUCAUAACUUAGUCCAGAGAAAAGGAAAAUGACAUUAACUUAUAUAUUUACGCCCAUUUAUACAUGACACCCGUUAGUAAUCAAGUAAUAUUUAUUAAAUGUCACUUCCUUUCAUAAGAAAAAUUAAUUGCCAUUAAAAAUUUGAAAUAAGGCUAGAAAAUCCAAUGAGGAUGUUAAUCAUUUAAAAUAUUUUUAUGGUUCAAUUUAUCUUAGUUUCAAUAAUAUAUUCAGAAAUGAGCAAGAGUUCCCCAAAGACAACAAGUUUGGGAAAUUUGUCAGAUGCAACUAUGGAGGAACUUGAAGUAAUCACCCCACAAAGUAAAGAUAAGGGGGAGGACGAAGAGGAUAGUGGAAUAUUCUCACAGAGAGAGUCCAGCCGUCUUGUUAUAACUGCCUUAGAAGAAGGCAAGUUGGUUCUAGCUUGUAAAUACUUUUUAACUGGUUUACUACCAUAGCUGGGAGCGGCGGGGCGUUUCUUUUGUUAUGGCAACGAGAUGCUGGAAAUGCCAACGCUUGUAUGGUAGUCAACGUGACCUAGAUUUAAUUUGGCCACAGCUGGUUUUUCAAUCUGGUAGCUAAUAAGUUAAGUAAACCAGUUAAAGGAGCUUAAAGAGUUUAUAUAUGAUUCUUUGUCCUUGAAUUAUCAUAUGUUUUUGUUUAUAAAAAACAAAAACAUUUUUAAUAAAUUAGACAUUGAAAUGGUUUAGACCAGUGUGUCCAAACCUUUUUUUGCACUGUGCUGCCCCUGAGCACCUAGAAAAAAUUUAAUGCCCCCCCACACUCCAUAGCAGAAAAUCUACAAUGAGGAAAAGGGGAUCUCCCUGCCGUCAUCAGAAUUAUUUAAUUUAAAUGUUGCCCCUGUUUAAAACUUGAAAUUUAACAUUGAAAAAUAAAACCUACAAUAAGUAAAACUCAUUUAAAUUGCAAUAAAUGACAAACAAAUUUUCGUUAUACAUUUAUAAAUUAUAUACGAUUCUCAGUGUGGUUGCAACCCCCCCCCCACCCCAAUCUUCAGAUGGGACCUAUGCCCCAUCCCAUGUUGGGAAACACAGUUUUAGAAUGUUUUUGUAGUUACUAUAAUAUAAUUAUGGGAAAAAAUUAUACAUUAUUAUUUUGAAUAAAUAAAAUUCCAAAGUAUAACUGAAUAUUUACUCAUUCUGCUUAAUUUUCUUUUUUUAAAUUGCAUGUGAAUUUAUUUUGUUAUUAACAGGCCUUUGUUCAAAAUUCUCUUAAACUAAUAAGAAAUGAGCAUUAAUUUUUCCAGUGUAUAAAUAUUGUACAAAUGAGUUCAUUGAAAAUAUUUUUCGACAGAUGAAAAUGCUGAAAGGGAUGAGUUUGAGGUAUGUGAUUCUCACUUGAGAAUUUAUCUUAGUAUUCUUAGUGAUAUUUAAACAUUAAUCUAAUGCUGUUGUAAGUAAGUGUAAGGUUUUCUUUCCCAAAUGGCUUUCAUUGCAAAUGCUUCACUCCUAGGAUUUGCCUGACCUAGAAGAUGUGGAGGAUGUUGAUAAGGUCAACAAUAAUCAAGAAACACUUUCUCGUCAAAGUGAAACAGAAAAGGUGAGAUUAUUCUGAUUGAUUUCUUUAAAAAUCAGCUUUUUGAAAUAUUUGUUAAAAUUUAAAUGUUAAUUUCUUAAAAUUAAAAUGUACUUUCUUAUUACUGAUUAAUAUCUAAAUGAAAAGUGUUCUGGACAAUUGAAAGUUUUAAAAAAAAAUAAUUCUUACUUAUAUUUCAUUUUAAAAUAAAAAUAAUGUCCUUAGUAUAUAUUUUUCCUAAAUAUAAAGAAAUGAGGGCACUAGACUAAUUAAAAUAUUUUUUUUUAAAUGAGGAAACUAGACUAAAUAUAAAGAAUGAGGGCACAAACUAAAUAUAAAGAAUGAGGGUACUAACUAAAUAUAAAUAAUGAGGCUACUAAGUGUAUGGAAUGAGUGCACUAGUUGUUUACCACAAUAAAAAUGACAGGGAUGAAGGGAAAACUGUUAAAAAAUUAAUGCAAUUUCAUUAAAAAAUAUGAAAUGUAAUAUACCCCUGAAAUAUAGUCCUGAAUCAAUAUUUGAAUAUUUUACAAAAUAAUGCAUGCAAUUAAUUAUAUAUUCAUGAACGAGUCAAUUUUGAUAAUCAAGCCUAGUAAAAAAAACUUAUUUAUAAACAUUAAACACACUUCCUGUGCAUCAAUUCUAAGAAUGUUUCAUUAAUUAUGAACAUAAUACCUGCUGGAAAUUUUAUGUAUCUGAUUGGCAAGUUUUAAAUAGAAAAUGUAUUAUUUCACUACACAAAUUGUAGUGUUGCACCGAGUCAAAAUUAGCACUAAAUUAACCAGAACCAAAUCUCAUUAAAUCGGCAGCCUUACAGACCAUUGAUUGAAAUAGUAGAUGAUGAAGAAGAGGAAAAACAGGACCUACCAGAAGAUAUUAAUGCACUUGAAGAACCAUCAGCCAAACAGUUUUUCAGCUCACCUCUCCACUCAUCAUCAAAGCAGAAAAAAAUCCUGAUCGAGGACAUAACAGUUAGUGUUUCAGAUGAGGAGAUGUCAGGCAGCAGCUUCACUGACAUAUCUGCAUGUGUACUGGAGGAUAAUGAGGAAUCUAAACCAACCUGUGAAGAAGGCAUUUCUAAAAUACUGAUUACAGAAAUUACCCAAGAAGUUGAAGAACCCUUGACGGUGUCCAGCCCUGGUGGGGAUAAAAUAACCAAAUCAAAAAUAUUAAUAACAGAGCUUGUGAAUGGAGGAGACAGUGGUCAGGAAGAUCAGGGAGAAGACCUUUCACAUGUUGACCAAAAAGACUCAUCUAACAUUUCAAAUACAGGAUUGAGACAAACGGGAGAUGAAUAUCUGAGCUGCACAGAAGAGAAAUCAAACCAGAAUGCACAUUUAGUCAGAAGUGAUGAUGAUGAGCAAACCAGGAGACCAUCAGAUCCAGUUUCAGAGAGUCUUUUAAACGGUCUUGGCACAAUAGCUGACUGCAAGAUAAGCAAAGAGGGAGUGAUUAAUUACACAGCACCAAGCAUAAUUGAUGAUUGUGAUGAGGACAGUAGGCAAAUGGAUGAAGAGCUGGAAGGCCUGGACUAACAGUAAUAUUGUGAUAACAAUUGUUGAUGAUAAUUAUUAUUCAGCAAAUGUGAGUGGUAGAUCAGCGGCUCUCAACCUGUGGGUCGCGACCCCUUUGGGGGUCGCGGGACCCUUUUCCAGGGGUCGUCUAAGACCAUCUGAAAACAUAUAUCAUUACAGUUAUGAAGUAGCAACGAAAAUAAUUGUGUGGCUUGGGGGUCGCCACGACACGAGAAACAGUAUUAAGGGGUCGCGGCACUAGAAAGGUUGAGAACCACUGGUGUAGAUCAAGAGUGUUGUAUCUAACAUAGUUAUCAAUGAGGUUAAUUUAAGCUGAGUCAGUCUUUUUGGCUUUUAAAAAAUUUAAAAAGACAAUAAGUAUCCAUCUAUUAUAGGGUACUGCAUUUAGAAAUUUGCAAUUUGAAGCUUUGCGAAACUAAACUUUAUUUAUCAAUACUUCAUAUUAAUUAAGAGUCUCUAUGUUCAACUUAAUCAGAAUAUUGUUUCAUGAACGUUAAUGCCUUUAGAGUUUAACAAUAACCAUCUGCUUGUAUAUUGCCGUUAAUUAUUAAUAUUAUCUAAAGGAACUUGCAAUUUUUGGAACGGUGCUCUAGCUCUUAACUGUAUGAGAAUUAAUAUAAUUUUUUGUAUUGUUACAGUAUCGAUUGACAGUAAAUCACCUAAAUCCCCACCAUACCUCAUAGUGGAACACUUUCGUGAGGGUAUAAAAAAAUCUGCUGAACUAAGCAAAUUAUAUCAUUUGCCACAACUAAAGUAAUCUAUUAUGGACUUAAUAAUAUAUGAGAAUGUACCCAUGUACAUAUAGAUAUAAUGUCUGAGUUGAAAUGAUACAUUUUUCUAUUUGGAAGCAUGAAUGUGUUUGUGUUUGAUCCUU